AUGUCCAGAUACAAUCUUGAAUUUGCAAAGUGUUCGCCCGGCUAUCAUUGUUACGAGGGAGACAUAGAAGGGCUAUUGUUCCAUUUGAAAAGGGGGUGCGAUCCUCACGCCUUAUAUCCCUAUCAGAAGUCUAGUACGCUUUUACCUCUGAUUGCAGUCCAGGAGUUGCCCGUAUCGAAAAUAUGCGUGAUUCUGAACUUAUUGGAAGAAUAUGGCUUCAAUCUUCAUGAAAAAGAUCCUCACGAAAACCGUAGCGUAUUCCUCGAGUCAAGUUCUCGUUUAAUGAGACGGGGUAAGCAAUUCGCCGCUGACUUCCCAACUUUAAUCGACUGGUUCCUUGAGAAUAAGGAGUUCGACGUGAACGAAAAAGAUGGCGAUGGUUGGACCUCCUUACACUUCGUGACGGAAAUGAAACACAAGGAAUUUAUUAAGCCUAUUCUUGCAAAGUAUUUUCAAUGGGGUGCUAACGCUAGCUUAGAAGAUGACCGAUGUAACAAUCCCCUUGGAUAUCUUGUCCAAAAGCACGACUUGGAGUUUAUCCAAUCCUUGAUAGAGGCAUUUCCGGAACUUCAAGACCCUGAAGUAAUCAAAAGAGCAAUUCCAAGGACCAGAUAUAUAAGUACUAAAAGGUACUAUUUAUCUUCGUGG
Molecule: messenger RNA, 648 nt
Organism: Acaulospora colombiana
Lineage: Eukaryota; Fungi; Glomeromycota; Glomeromycetes; Diversisporales; Acaulosporaceae
Source: the annotation of a GenBank genome assembly